Messenger RNA from Entrophospora sp. SA101, 978 nucleotides. NCBI's taxonomy places the organism in Eukaryota, Fungi, Glomeromycota, Glomeromycetes, Entrophosporales, Entrophosporaceae. The record is from the annotation of a GenBank genome assembly.
AUGGAAAGUAGAUUUGUUCCUGUCAUUACUAUUAUCGGACAAAAAGGGGUCGAUUUAGAAGAAUUUGAGGAGAAAACGUCUUCUUAUCAAGUUUUAGGGGCUAAAUAUUGCUUUUCAAUUUCGGCACUAAACGGAACUAACUGUGAUAAAUUAACCCAAGAAAUAAUUAAUUUGCUUCCUUCUCCCCGCGACGAGAGAAUUGUUAACCCAGAUAAAAAUUUAAAUUUGCUUAUUUUUGGACCACCUAACUCGGGAAAAUCUACGCUUAUGAACUAUUUGCUACAAGAAAAUCGCUCGCUAGCCACUUCUAUCGCGGGAACUACUCAGGAACCAGUAAUUACGAUAAUUGAUGCUUCCUCACCUUUGACUAAACAAAUAUUACAAAUAGUUAAUUUAGGUGAAAAAUAUAACAAACCUCUAAUUAUAAUUGUUAAUAAAUGUGAUUUAAUAAAAAGUAAAAAAGAAUUAGUGGAAGAAAUAAAAUUUCGGCUAAAAUCAUUGAGUUAUUGUCCGAUAAUUUGUCUUUCGGCGUUAAAAGGCACCGGGAUUGACUUGCUAAUGAAAAACUUGGAAGAAUUAAUAACUAAAUCACAGAAAAAAUUCACCAGAAAAGAACUCGAAGAAACCACCGCCCAAGUGCUGGCUAAUAAUCCGCCUAAAUAUCAUAAAGGUGAAAACGUUGAUAAAGACCAAGUGAAAAAUAUGUUAAGUGCGAUGGGGAAAAAACCUUCACCCGAACAAGUAAAUCGAAUUCUCAGCAACGUCGAGAAUAUGAAAACCAAAAAAACUAAGGGAACUAUAAUUGUACCAAAAAACACCAAAACUACCGCACUUCUAAGGCCAAGAAGCCGCAAGGCUAAGGGCUAUUUUGGUUCCAAGCGUAAAUUAUUUAAAACGGCUAAGGAACAAUUGAUGAACGCCAAAGUUGAUGCUUAUAGCGGUCGCAAACAAAAAAAAAGAGAUUUUCGCCGGUUAUGA